Molecule: messenger RNA, 1394 nt
Organism: Microplitis demolitor
Lineage: Eukaryota; Metazoa; Arthropoda; Insecta; Hymenoptera; Braconidae
Exons: 6
Coding region: 814-1317 (167 amino acids)
Biological process (GO): negative regulation of smoothened signaling pathway
Cellular component (GO): Golgi apparatus; ciliary membrane
Source: RefSeq, a predicted model, not a curated record
UUGGUCGAGCGCACAUUUUUAAAUGUCAAAUUUAAAAAGACAAAAAAUUUGUUCUAGAGUGACUUAGAGAAAAAACUCCAAGAAAUUUUCAAAUUUACAAUCAAUUAUAUGAUGUUUUCGAUAAAUAAUAUAAAUGUCAGACCAUAAUAAAUAUACAGUAUAUUUGUCAGUUAAAUAUGUGUUUUGGAGUUGCUACUAGUGUCGCAUAAUCAUCAUAUAUAUUCGAUAUCAGAGAAUUUAAAAAAUUAUACAGAAUAUGGGUAAGGAUGUGCUCCUUUUUGUAAAGGAAAAGCAACUUUCGCUUUUCCAAUGAUGGAAAACGUCGGGCAUUUUGGGAACAGACUAUAAAUGUAAAUUUUCGGUCUUCGAAAUCGAGGUUAUGUUCUAACCAUUUUGCAAAGGAUGUUAUUAUUGAAAAAAAUGAAAGUUAUUACACAGAUAAGUUAAGAAAUUAUUUUUAACGUUAAAUUUGUGCGCGUCAUCGAAUGAGCUAUGAUGCUGCUCCCUGGGCCUAGUUUGACAAAAACGGAACCCCGUUUAAGGAUAAAGAUAGGAACUAGAAACUGACACUAGUAACUUAUUGACCAUAUUUGAACGAGUGUAAAAUGUUUUUUACGUGAAUAAACCAGCUGGGAUCAAGUAAACGUUAGCAGAACACAUCUCAUUGCUUCGCAAUUGAAUUGCGUCAAAAGCAUUUAUGGUUCGAAAUCUUAGACUAUUCUAAUUUUUAUAAACAAUUUCAAAUUUAUGGGUUGUCAUUGCUAAAGAGUGUCAUUUGUCUAGGUCCUGGACCAAUAAGAUACGUUCAAGACUAUGGAUAAACUAACAGUUAUUUCAGGAACAUUGUUUCUUGCUGCAGAUAUAUUUGCUAUAGCUAGUCUUUCUAUGCCAGAUUGGAUUAUUACCGAUAUAGGCGGAGAUACUAGACUAGGAUUAAUGUGGUCAUGCAUGACUUUAUAUAACCGACCUCAAGUAUGUUAUACACCAGAUUUACAACCUGAAUGGUUAAUCGCGCUAGCUUGUAUAUUUGUGGGAUGUAUUUUAAUAACCGUCACCAUUAUUUUACUCGUUUGCUCACAUUGGGACCGCCAUGUGAUCCCGUAUGCGCGAUGGGUCGGAUUCACAGCAAUGGUUCUAUUUUGUUUAGCAGCAGUGAUCUUCCCCAUGGGUUUCCAUGUGGAUGAGAUUGGGGGCCAACCAUACCAAUUACCCAACUCUCAUCAAGUUGGAAUAUCUUAUAUUUUAUUUGUAUUAGCAUUGUGGAUAACCGUAAUAUCUGAACUGUUUGCUGGCAAAGUAUGUUUGCCUCACUUCUGAUAAUUUACUUAUUUUAAAUUGUAUUAAAAUUAAUCUUGUUUUCAGUGAUAAAUAAAAUUGUUAUACUAUGUUAUUAA